Juglans regia (Persian walnut) is the source of this 2581-nucleotide messenger RNA. RefSeq names its product WD repeat-containing protein 26 homolog. Gene Ontology annotation, molecular function: protein binding. The transcript is spliced from 5 exons. Bases 503 to 2251 code for a protein of 582 amino acids. The record is from RefSeq and is a predicted model, not a curated record. NCBI's taxonomy places the organism in Eukaryota, Viridiplantae, Streptophyta, Magnoliopsida, Fagales, Juglandaceae.
UGUUCAUAGAUUGGUUUUAUCUUUCUAUGCUACUUUUGUUUUUACUCUUAAUCUUGACUGUCCCGAUGUUUUUAGUUUGGUUUUUGAUACCGUUAUUGCAAUAAUGAAGAACUCUUCUAUUCGAUGAUAACAUUUUCUCGAUGUUCUGUUCUUUUUAGCAUUACCCUCCAGGCUUCUGUGCAAUUGUAUUUACAUUUUUAUUUUUUUAAUAGGUAAUAUUACUUUCACGAAAAUGAUUGAUUAUAAUAGUUAUAAAUGAGAAUACUAGCUGAUUACAUUUCUCAUCUUCAAAAACUGCAUCUAAAUGCCACUUUCAUUUUUCUUUUAAUUCGUUAUGGCGAUGGCAGAAUUUCAAUUAUAAAUUCUUGUGUAGUUGUGUUAGCCAGACAAGUCCUCAGUUUCGUAAAAUUGAGCUUUCUGAUUUUUUUGAAGAAGGAGACCUCUGCUUGAGAUUAUGAAAUUUGGCUCCUUCAGAAUUUAUAUGGGCUAAGUCAAGCAUUUCAUGGGAGGUAUAGAGGACAAUGAACCGCCAUUGAAACGCACAAAAAUUCGUUUGGCAGAAUCAAAUAGCUUAUUGGAAGACUUAUCUCAUAUGCAGCCCGUAGCUUGCUCUAUGGGAUAUUCAAUGGCUAGGCCUCUACCCUCACAUGGGGAUGAAGAAACUAUUGGUUCAAAAGGAAUUAUCAAACGAGCAGAAUUCAUCAAAAUUAUAACUAGGGCAUUGUAUUCACUUGGAUAUGAUAAGAGUGGGGCCCUUUUAGAGGAAGAGUCAGGUAUAACAUUGCACUCAUCAGUAUUUAAUUUGCUUAUGCAGCGAGUGAAUGAUGGAAAAUGGAAUGAAUGUGUGGCUAUGCUGCAUACAAUUGGUGUCUUGGAUGAGAAAACUGUGAAAUCAGCAUCUUUUCUGAUAUUGGAGCAGAAGUUCCUUGAGCUUCUGAAAAUGGAAAAAGUAACUGAUGCUUUAGAUACUUUACGGAAUGAGAUUGUACCUCUCUGCGUUAAUGUGAGCCGAGUUCAUGAGCUUGCUACCUGCAUUGUCUCACCUUCACAGUAUGUAAGACUUGGGCUUUCCAGUCAAGAUACUGAUGUUGUAAAGUCACGGUCAAAUAUUUUGGAGAAACUGCAGAAGGUGCUUCCUGCAGCAGUAAUGACACCUGAAAAAAGGUUAGAACAUCUAGUUGAACAGGCUCUUGAUGUGCAGCGAGAUGCUUGUAUAUUUCACAACACUUUGGAUAGUGAUUUGUCUUUGUACUCAGAUCAUCAGUGUGGGAAAAACCAAAUUCCUUCUCAAACGAUACAGAUACUUCAAGAACAUACUGAUGAAGUUUGGUUUUUGGAAUUUUCACAUGCUGGGAAAUAUUUAGCUUCAUCAUCGAAAGAUCAAUCAGCAAUUAUAUGGGAGGUUAAAGAGGAUGGUCAUGUUUCAUUGAAGCAUAAACUAACUGGCCACCAGAAGCCAGUGUUGAUGGUGUCAUGGGGUCCGGAUGAUCGCCAGCUCCUCACGUGUGGACUGGAGGAGGUCAUCAAACGUUGGGAUGUCAUAUCUGGAGAAUGCCUCCUUGUUUAUGAGAAAAACGGUGUUGGCCUGAUUUCUUGUGGAUGGUUCCCUGAUGGUAGAGGGAUAUUCUCUGGUAUGACUGACAAGAGUAUCUGCCUCUGGGAUUUGGAUGGAAGAGAGCUGGAAUGUUGGAAAGGGCAGCAAACACUCAGGAUAUCAGACAUGGCUGUAACUGAUGAUGGAAAGAGGAUCAUAAGCAUAUGCAGAGAAACCUCAAUAUUAUUGCUUGACAGGGAGGCAAAAUUUGAGAGAUUGAUUGAAGAGGAGGAAGCAAUUACUUCGUUCUCCUUGUCAAAGGACAGUAAAUUCCUACUGGUCAAUCUUAUAAAUCAAGAAAUUCAUCUUUGGAGUAUAGAGGGUGAUCUGAAGGUUGUGGCGAAGUACAAAGGUCACAAGCGUGCCAGAUUUGUCAUUAGAUCUUGUUUGGGUGGAUUUGAGCAAGCCUUUAUUGCCAGCGGGAGUGAGGAUUCACAGGUGUAUAUAUGGCACAGAGGUUCUGAGGAACUCCUACUGGCAUUGCUGGGGCAUUCGGGAGCUGUUAAUUGCGUGAGCUGGAAUCCUACAAAUCUUCACAUGUUGGCUUCCGCCAGCGAUGAUCAUACUAUUCGAAUAUGGGGUUUAGAUGAGCUCAACCUGAUACGCAGAGACUCUCAGAGCAAUGGCAUCACUUGCUGCUCGAAUGGAAGAAUUUGAAACGAUUUUCUAGACAUCCAAAAAUUUGUUGAGACUGUAAGAAAGCAAUGUUCUUUGAAAGAAUUUAUAACAGUAGAUGAAAUUUAUCUUUUGCUUAAGUUCUUGGCAUCUAUAGCAGCAAAAAAUGCAACUGCUAUCAGCCAAUCAAGCAAUAAAACCAGGUGACUCCUUUGUUUCUCUUCGCUUGAUUCUGCUGCACAGAUGCAUGAGCAAGCUAUGCUAAAGAGUACUUCUAGUGAGCUAGCUAAAGUUGAAAUCUAGCAAAAGUUUGGCCAGUUCAAAAUACACUAAUAUCAAACUAGCUAAAUAAACAGUAAUUUUAUCGUCGUC